AUGCGAAAGCGAAGUGCAAAGAAGACGACAAGUGUUAAAGCUGUGAAACCUAAAGUGGAUUGGAGAAGACCGAAAGCUACAAAGGGUGGUUCCUUUUGUAGUGAGUCGCAACAAGAUUUAGAAGAAUAUGCCAAUAAUCUUGAAUUUGAGGUGAAUGAGUUAUAUCACUUAUUGGACCGGGAGACGUCAGGUCGACAGAAGUUGGAAGAUUCUGUUGAUCAUUUAACGAAGAUGUGUUGUAUGCAAGAACGGGCACUGGUGGAAUUGAAACGGGAUGUUCGUCGAUUGAGAGCAAUGCCCGACAAAAUCGAUGUUGCAUUAGAUUGGGUUGUUCGUGGUGUGGCCUUGGUGCAAGAACAUCUUCAGGGGCAGCAUCAAGAGAUGUCAACAGAAGACAAUGAAGACGACAACUGUUCGUCGCAUUAG
Molecule: messenger RNA, 426 nt
Organism: Rotaria socialis
Lineage: Eukaryota; Metazoa; Rotifera; Eurotatoria; Philodinida; Philodinidae
Source: the annotation of a GenBank genome assembly